CAAUCCAAUAGAUAACGAGUCCUAAAUCCCGGACGGAAAAUAGAGAGAGUAAAGUCUUCAGACAGGAAAGGAAAAAGAAGGAAUGACUUAUUAUUAAUAAAAUAAAGGAGAGGACCCAGCACUGCCUUACUGGUCUGCUCUGCUCUGGCCAAACCCCUCUCCCCUAUUCCACACAUCAUAUAGAUCACGCCGCACUGAGUCCCCAUGGCACCACCAACCAAAUCCUAAUGCCGGCCACUCUUAGGAACCAUCGAAACCCCUUUUGCUCGCUUUCUAUCGAAGGUUUUCUCUCUUUCCAUGAUUCUUGAGGUUUGUUCACUCCUCAAAGCGCACUUUUUAUCGUGUAACUAAGGGAAAUAUUGCAUUUUUAUGCGAUUGGGAGUGAGAUCUAUGCUAAAUUAUGGAGCUUUUGUCUGUACAUAGCGGUUUUUUUAAUAGUUGAUCUGUGGUGGGUAUUUUGGGAUUUUGUGGUUUGGUUUAGAUCUGGAGUGGUGGGCAUUAAUGGCUGGCCACCACUUUGUGUACAUACAUCUCUGAAGGGAAGGAGAGUUUUUUUAUUUUUAUUUUUGUUAAUAUUUUGUUAGUUUGGGUUUUGGUAUUUGGAUUUAUGUUAGCUCAUAUAUGUAUAUGGGCAAGAGAAAAGUUGGAUUUUUUGUGUGAUUAAUGUGAGUGAUUUUGGGGAGAGUGGUUGGUUAAGGACGGAUUCGUUGUUGUAUUUGAAGGUGAGGACUGCGGAGGGAAGGGAAGCACCUAUGUCUUUCAAAAGUGUGCUCCAAGGUAUGAAAGGUGAGCUUGGGAGUAUCUCAAGGAAAGGGUUUGAUGUUAAGUUUGGGAGGUCAAGAUCACAAAGGGUGGUUCAAGAUAGCUUGGUUAAAGUUGAUGCUAUGAAGCAGAGUUGCUGGGCUAAUAUGCCGCCGGAGCUUUUGAGGGAUGUGCUGAUGAGGAUAGAAGCAUCUGAAGACGCAUGGCCUCCUCGGAAAAAUGUGGUUGCUUGUGCUGGUGUUUGCCGGAAUUGGAGGGAAAUAGUCAAAGAAAUAGUGAAAUCACCUGAAUUUUCUGGCAAGUUGACGUUUCCCAUCUCCUUGAAGCAGCCUGGUCCAAGGGAUUUUGUUCUUCAAUGCUUUAUAAAGCGCAAUCGAAGCAACCAAACUUACUAUCUUUACCUCGGCUUAAAUCAAGCUUCCACAGACGAUGGAAAAUUUCUUCUUGCAGCACGCAAAUGUAGACGUCCAACUUGCACAGAUUACAUCAUCUCUCUAAAUUCCGAAGACGUGUCUAAAGGAAGCAGUACCUAUCUUGGGAAGUUAAGAUCAAACUUUCUAGGGACCAAGUUUACAAUCUAUGAUGCCCAACCUCCAAAUUCUGGAGCUAAAGUUACUAAAUGUCGUUCUACCAGGCUUGUAAAUAUGAAGCAAGUUUCCCCAAGAGUUCCUGCUGGCAAUUAUCCCGUAGCACAUAUUUCUUAUGAGUUAAACGUGUUGGGCUCUAGGGGACCAAGGAGGAUGCAGUGUGUCAUGGAUGCCAUUCCUGCUCGUUCUAUUGAGCCAGGAGGUGCAGCACCAACCCCGACUGAAUUUCUGCAUAGCAGUGUGGAUACUUUUCCAUCCCUUCCUUUCUUCAGAUCAAAAUCAACCCGCAUUGAGAGUUUUCAACCAGAAUUUCCAUCUGGUCAAAAUGAAGGAUUGCUUGUGCUGAGGAACAAAGCUCCUAGGUGGCAUGAACAACUGCAAUGCUGGUGUCUGAAUUUCAAUGGACGGGUAACAGUUGCUUCGGUGAAGAAUUUUCAGCUUGUCGCUUCUCUGGAGAAUGGAGCAGCUGGGCAGGAGCAUGAGAAUGUCAUUCUCCAGUUCGGAAAAGUUGGAAAGGAUGUUUUUACCAUGGAUUAUCAGUAUCCCAUCUCAGCUUUUCAGGCGUUUGCCAUAUGUCUCAGCAGCUUUGACACAAAGAUCGCAUGUGAAUGAAUAGCAGAGGCAUCUUUGACCUAGCAAUUCUUACCUGUAGUUUGUAUUCAUAUGAAAGUAUCUUUCGGGUGUACUAUUUUUUUUCUUUUUUAACCAAGUUUGGAAUUUGAGAAAAUACUAAAAUUUUCCAUCUACCUAGAAUAUCCUUUAAAGCUAUGUAGCCCAAUUCCAACAAAAGAAAAAAAAAUCCAUCAGAAUUGUUUGUCUCCUUUUGUGGUUUAGCGAUCAAACUCGGCUGUUUUCAGCAUGUUGAAUUAAUGCAUUUGGUUGUUUAGUAUA
Humulus lupulus (European hop) is the source of this 2240-nucleotide messenger RNA. Its product is annotated as tubby-like F-box protein 3. The coding region runs from base 753 to 1961 and encodes 402 amino acids. The transcript has 5 exons. Gene Ontology annotation, molecular function: protein binding. The record is from RefSeq and is a predicted model, not a curated record. Lineage: Eukaryota; Viridiplantae; Streptophyta; Magnoliopsida; Rosales; Cannabaceae.